UUCUCUUGUCAAACUUCACCAUUCAUCUUAGCAGACUACAAAAAGACAUGGGAAAGACCAAAAACACAUCGCUGGACACUGUGGUGACAGAUUUCAUUCUCCUGGGCAUGUCUAACCCCCCGAAUCUAAGAAGCCUCCUCUUCCUGGUCUUCUCCAUCAUUUACAUCCUCACGCAGCUGGGGAACCUGCUCAUUCUGCUCACCGUGUGGGCUGACCCGAAGCUCCAUGCUCGCUUACAUGUGCAUUCUUCUGAGGUGCUCUCAUUCCUGGACAUGUGGCUCUCCUCAGUCAUCGUUCCUCAGGUGGCCCCAAACUUCCUCCUGCCACCAGCAAGGCUAUCCACGUUUGGUGGCUGUGUGGCUCAGCUGUAUUUCUUUCACUUCCUGGGCAGCACCCAGUGCUCCUCUACCUUGAUGACAUAUGACAGGUACCUGGCAAUAUGUCCAAGCCCUAUAUUACCAGUGCUCAUGAAUGGGAGGUUAUGCACAGUCCUUGUGGCUGGAGCUUGGGUCGCUGGCUCCAUUCAUGGGUCUAUCCAGGCCACCCUGACCUUUCAUACUAACCUAUUGGCCAGGCCCAAUCAGGCUGUGCUGUCUGCUGACAUCCCUGCAGUGAGACUGGCGCAAUUGUCCUUUAUCAAUGAGCUUGUGACCUUUGUGGACAGCCAAUUAGUGGCCGCCAGUUGCUUCAUGUUAAUUCUGCUUUCCUAUGCCAACAUAGUCCAUGCCAUCCUGAAGAUCCAUACUGCUGAUGGGGAGGCGCGGGCCUUCUCCACCUGUGGCUCCCACUAACUUUGUGGUCACAGUCUGCUAUAUUCCUGUAUUUUCAUCUACCUUAGGGCUGGCUCCAGAGCCCUGGAUGAGAACAAAUUGACUGUGUUUUACCACACUGUUGUCACUCCAUUCCUGAACCCCCUCAUCUACACACUGAGGAAUCAAAAGUAGAAGUCUGCUCUGAAGAGGAUGACAGCAGGUCGGGAGGCCUGA
This is a messenger RNA of Chlorocebus sabaeus (green monkey), 986 nucleotides long. The record is from RefSeq and is a predicted model, not a curated record. Lineage: Eukaryota; Metazoa; Chordata; Mammalia; Primates; Cercopithecidae.